Messenger RNA from Chinchilla lanigera (long-tailed chinchilla), 4724 nucleotides. It is a transcript of the gene Zbtb20, whose product is annotated as zinc finger and BTB domain containing 20. The record is from RefSeq and is a predicted model, not a curated record. NCBI's taxonomy places the organism in Eukaryota, Metazoa, Chordata, Mammalia, Rodentia, Chinchillidae. Gene Ontology annotation, biological process: regulation of transcription by RNA polymerase II. The transcript is spliced from 9 exons. Bases 1760 to 3982 code for a protein of 740 amino acids. Gene Ontology annotation, molecular function: protein binding; RNA polymerase II cis-regulatory region sequence-specific DNA binding; DNA-binding transcription factor activity, RNA polymerase II-specific.
AAAUAAAAAUAAAAUUGGGAUUUGGUUUAUGUUUUUCUUCUGAAGACCAGCUUAAUUGGGAGGCUUUAUGGCAUGAUCAGAGGCAAAAGUCUAUCAAAGUGCUCAACAUUAUUGUUACAAUAAUAACAAAAAACUUUGAAAAUGCAAACAUAUUUUUGAAUUGCUUUCUAUUAUCAGCUACAACUGAGAAGUACAUUAAAACUGAACUCCCCACAGGAUAAAUAAUCUUUUGCAAAAGGGAAAGGGACCAAGGACUGGAAGUACAGGGAAGGGGACAGAAUGAAAAAAGAGUUAAGGUUUGCCAUGUAUGUGUAGCAGAUUUCUACAUUAAAUGUAAUCUUAUGUACUGCAAACAUGUACUAAGAAAAAUUAAAAAAUGAAGAAAGGAUACAGCUAUUGAAAAAACAUAAAAGUGUCACAUUUUUCCUUUAGGAAAAAAAGCAAAAUUGAGGAAGAGGGUUAACACUUGCUAAUAACAGGUCCCACAGGAAACAGGAUCUUGAAUUUACUUUCAAGUGUCGGUUUUAGCAGCACUGUAUGUUAACAUCCCCAUGUUUGAGGAGACCAUUUUCUGAUAUUGACACACUUGAACAAUUAUAAACUGAGUCUGGGAAUGGGCUCUAAAGCAUCAGUAUGGAUAACAAUUUUAUGAUAAUUACAUCAGUGCUACCUGCAGGGUUCUGGAGUCCCUCCCCUACUUCUGGAGUUUGAUUUCCAAGUCUGUGUUUGUGAAAGCCCUUAGCUGUCUAUUCAAGUCUUCUAAAGUAACUCAGUUAAAAUCAUCUUUCCUGACAAAAAAAAAAAAAAUCAUCUUUCCUGCUUAGCAGGGGGGACUUUGUUCAUUGGCACAGCUUUGUUCUUUGCAAUAUGUUGCUAGUAACCCUAAAUCAGAGAUUAUAUUAAUGUAUCUUUUAGAUUUCUGGGUCUUCUCUGGUGGGGAAAAAAACAUUUUUACAAUUUUAUAAUAUUUUGUUAAAUAUCCAAUUCUGGCUCAGUAUUUUGUUCUCAAAAGAAUUUUGAAUUUAAAAAAGCUUAGUAAGAGAAAGGAAGCUUAUCUAAUCUCUUCAAGACUGAUGAGAAGCAAUUAAGGAACCUUGUCACUCUUUGAAACAAUAAAUUUCCAAGGAACUAGGUUCAUGUUAUUCAGGAACAAUAAGGGAUUCUUGCAAGUUGGUUCUACAUGUAACCCUUCAUUAUUACAAAAGGCAUUAUGAAAGCACCAUUCCGAGUAAACUGGAAGGGAAAUGAGGACAUGCUGAGCUGAGUUCUUCCAGGGGGAACAGAGACAGUGAUAACAAAAUGAAGAUAAGUCUUCUGAAUGUUUCACCAUCACUAACUCGAUAUUCCUCACCACACUGCUGGCUGCAGUGGCUGGCGCUUUUCCUCUACUCUGUGAGCAAAGGAGAAUUAGCUGGAAUAAAACCUUGCCUUCCAUAUGGUGGACUUGAAAUGCAGCAUUGAAAAGUUCCUUGACCAUCAGAUUGUCAGCCGCCCGUUCUCUUUAUAUGCAGCUGCUCUCUGUUCCCUGCCCCAAUGAACAUCUGCACUAGGCCCCAGCCUUGGAGUGAUUUACCUGAAGAGUGACACCGUUUAUUUGGAAACUACUAUGAGGAAACUGAAGCCCAGAGAGGUGAAGUGAGGUGCCCAAGGCCACACAGCAAGUUAGAGGCACAGCUAGUACGAUAGCUCAAGUCUCCUGACUCCCAGUCCACUGCUCCUCCCAUUACUCCACGGGUCCUGUCUCUAAGCUUCCUGACAAAUGCUAGAACGGAAGAAACCCAAGACAGCUGAAAACCAGAAGGCAUCUGAGGAGAAUGAGAUUACUCAGCCGGGUGGAUCCAGCGCCAAGCCAGGCCUUCCCUGCCUGAACUUUGAAGCUGUUCUGUCUCCAGACCCAGCCCUCAUCCACUCAACACAUUCACUAACAAACUCUCACGCUCACACCGGGUCAUCUGAUUGUGACAUCAGUUGCAAGGGGAUGACCGAGCGCAUUCACAGCAUCAACCUUCACAACUUCAGCAAUUCCGUGCUCGAGACCCUCAACGAGCAGCGCAACCGUGGCCACUUCUGUGACGUGACGGUGCGCAUCCACGGGAGCAUGCUGCGCGCACACCGCUGCGUGCUGGCAGCAGGCAGUCCCUUCUUCCAGGACAAGCUGCUCCUCGGCUACAGCGACAUUGAGAUCCCGUCGGUGGUGUCCGUGCAGUCGGUACAAAAGCUCAUUGACUUCAUGUACAGCGGCGUGCUGCGCGUAUCGCAGUCUGAAGCCCUGCAGAUCCUCACGGCCGCCAGCAUCCUACAGAUCAAAACCGUCAUAGAUGAGUGCACGCGCAUAGUGUCGCAGAACGUGGGCGAUGUGUUCCCGGGCAUCCAGGACUCCGGCCAGGACACGCCGCGGGGCACUCCCGAGUCGGGCACGUCGGGCCAGAGCAGUGACACGGAAUCGGGCUACCUGCAGAGCCACCCACAACACAGCGUGGACAGAAUCUACUCAGCGCUCUACGCUUGCUCCAUGCAGAAUGGCAGCGGUGAGCGCUCCUUCUACAGCGGUGCGGUGGUCAGCCACCACGAGACUGCGCUCAGCCUGCCCCGCGACCACCACAUGGAAGACCCCAACUGGAUCACCCGCAUCCACGAGCGCUCGCAGAUGGAGCGCUACAUGUCCACCACCCCCGAGACCACGCACUGCCGCAAGCAGCCCAGGCCCGUGCGUAUCCAGACUCUGAUGGGCAACAUCCAUAUCAAGCAAGAGAUGGAGGACGAUUAUGACUACUACGGGCAGCAAAGGGUGCAGAUCCUGGAGCGCAAUGAAUCUGAGGAGUGCACAGAAGACACUGACCAGGCCGAAGGCACCGAGAGUGAGCCCAAAGGCGAAAGCUUCGAUUCAGGAGUCAGCUCUUCUAUAGGCACUGAACCCGACUCGGUGGAACAGCAGUUUGGGCCUGGGGCGACACGGGAAGGCCAGGCCGAGCCCACGCAACCGGAGCAGGCUGCUGAAGCCCCUGCUGAGGGCAGCGCACAGCCAAACCAGCUAGAAACAGGUGCCUCCUCUCCAGAGAGAAGCAAUGAGGGGGAGAUGGACAACACAGUCAUCACUGUCAGCAACAGCUCAGAUAAGAGCAUCCUGCAACCGCCUUCGGUCAACACAUCCAUCGGGCAGCCGUUGCCAAGUACCCAGCUCUACUUACGCCAGACGGAAACCCUCACCAGCAACCUGAGGAUGCCUCUGACCUUGACCAGCAACACACAGGUCAUUGGCACAGCUGGCAACACCUACCUGCCAGCCCUCUUCACUACCCAGCCUGCAGGCAGUGGCCCUAAGCCUUUCCUCUUCAGUCUGCCACAGCCCCUGGCAGGCCAGCAAACCCAGUUUGUGACGGUAUCCCAGCCCGGCCUGUCGACCUUCACUGCACAGCUGCCAGCGCCACAGCCCCUGGCCUCAUCUGCAGGCCACAGCACAGCCAGUGGGCAAGGUGAAAAAAAGCCUUACGAGUGCACUCUCUGCAACAAGACUUUCACCGCCAAACAGAACUACGUCAAGCACAUGUUUGUACAUACAGGUGAGAAGCCCCACCAAUGCAGCAUCUGUUGGCGAUCCUUCUCCUUAAAGGAUUACCUUAUCAAGCACAUGGUGACGCACACGGGCGUGAGGGCGUACCAGUGCAGUAUCUGCAACAAGCGCUUCACCCAGAAGAGCUCCCUCAACGUGCACAUGCGCCUCCACCGGGGGGAGAAGUCCUACGAGUGUUACAUCUGCAAAAAGAAGUUCUCCCACAAGACCCUCCUGGAACGACAUGUGGCUCUGCACAGUGCCAGCAACGGGACCCCUCCCGCAGGCACACCCCCGGGUGCCCGCGCUGGCCCCCCAGGCGUGGUGGCCUGUACGGAGGGGACCACCUACGUCUGCUCCGUCUGCCCAGCAAAGUUUGACCAAAUUGAGCAGUUCAACGACCACAUGAGGAUGCAUGUGUCUGACGGAUAAGUAGUAUCUUUCUCUCUUUCUUAUGAACAAAACAACAACAGAAAAAGAAAUAAACAAACAAAGCUAUGGCACUAGAAUUUAAGAAAUGUUUUGAUUUCGUUUUUACUUUCUGUUUUUGUUUUUGUUUUGUUUCAUUUUGUACUACAUGAAGAACUGUUUUUUGCCUGCUGGUACAUUACAUUUCCGGAGGCUUGGGUGAAUAAUAGUUUUCCCAGUCUCCCUUGGAUGGUGGCCUUAAGGCCUGGUAGUGCUUCAGGAGAUCCACUGGUUGGAUCUCUAGCUACUGGCCUCUAAAUACAACCCUUCUUUACAAAAAAAUCUUUUUAAAAAGUUAAAAAAAAAAAAAGAAAAAAGAAAAAAAAAAGAAAAAAAUUUUCCACUUGUGAAGAGCACUACAAAAUAUAUAACAAAAUCUAAAAGGCCUACUGUCUUUAAGUACACCGCUUGCAGUGUUUCCAUGGACAUUUUCACAAUUCUGGCCGCUUGGACUUCACAGUAACCAGUAAAACUGUGGAAUAUCACUUCUGGUGAAAACCCAGAGGAAAGGCCCUGCUGUUUUCCACCUACCACGCUGUCUGAUUUCAUAAAAGGGCUGUGGGGGUGGGAGGGGGCAGUGGGGUCAGUGGUGUGGGAAAGCGGGGAAUGGCAGGCUUCUCCCCUAGAUUCUGCCUGCCUCCACACACCCUGGCUCGUGUCCUCCACGUCCCCCCCUUUCAGCAGAAGCCAGGAAGACUUGGACAAG